Molecule: messenger RNA, 2194 nt
Organism: Mytilus trossulus (common blue mussel)
Lineage: Eukaryota; Metazoa; Mollusca; Bivalvia; Mytilida; Mytilidae
Exons: 2
Coding region: 224-2110 (628 amino acids)
Source: RefSeq, a predicted model, not a curated record
UUUAAUUUUGCUAUGGUUAAAUGUUUACCAACACCGUUUUUUGGUAAUCAGUCAUAUGACACCGGAUACGUUUGAUGUUCACAUUACGCUUUGUCACAAAACAUAGAAUUUAGGUGUUGGCCCCUCAUGAAUUUUGUACCCUCUCCGGGGGUUUGAAUAGCAAUAAAGCAUAGAACAUUGCACAGUACAAAAUUCGUACAAGGAACCAGCUUCACAUAGGAACAUGUCAGCUUCAGAGUGGACAUCGGACAAAUCCCUUAGACGUCAAAGGAACCUUACAGUAAAGGCUCAAAAGGCAUACCAAGUAAUUGUUCAGAAAUAUUGGACUACACUUACCGAAGUAAAACAGGACAUUUAUUUGUUGAUUCAAGCUAUUCGUGAAAGGACCUGCACAGUAUCAGAUGUUGAUACGCAUGUACGCCAAAAACUUGAACACUAUCGUCGAAACUCAGAUGGUUUUCAUAGAUACCUAUCAUCAAUUCGCACAAGAUUUAGUGACAUUGAAAUGGAAAAAAAUGAUCAGGAACUUAAAAACAUUGAAAAAGAAGUCCAGUUUUAUCUUAACAGAGUUGAUGAACAUCAAGGAACCUCAAAACAGGAUUCAAUGUCAGAACAAAACAUUACUGUGAUUCAGAAGGAACAAGAUUCAGAAGAUUUACUAACAGCUGUUCAGCUUAAGUCAGAGCUUAAAAGUGAGCCACCCAUGAAAAUAACAUUAAAGUCAAAAGCCAAAAGCAUUCGGUCAAAACUAUCUGGAAAGUCUAAAAUUUCCGACAAAUCAAAUGUUAAUUCAUUAUACAUUAAACAGAAAUUAAAAGUAGAAGAGUUGCGGGUUCGUGUGGAGUAUGCGCAACAGGAAGCAGAACUUUUAAAACAAAAGGCCAACGUUGAAGCAAGUAUUAAAGUUUUGAAUACUCAGCGAGAAUUUGCAGAAAGCCAAAAAGUGUUUGAAGUAUUAGACGACUGUAUGGAAAGUAGUGAAGAAGAAUUUGAAGAUAAACACUUGUCAGAGACUAGAGAAAAAAGAGUAAGACAGUUUGUCCUUGAUCAAAAUAAAAUUUUGGAUCCAAUAUCAAAUGGUGAUAUCCUAGUUCCUAAAACUGAUUUUGUUGAAAAAACUGAUACGAAACCGAAACAGAAUAUUUAUGUCGAUAACAACAAUCAAGAUAAUGAUUUAUCACCAGUGACUCAGAUUACUACACAACCAGAUCCAAAGGUUGUGCAAACUUUAGAUACUAAGUCGUGUACGUUGAACGCAAAGGCUGCACCAUAUUAUCCUACAACUAUUAAUAACUCUAGCGAGGAAUUGGCAAAAUUUAUUGUUAAAAAAGAUCUUCUGAUAUCUAGAAUACAAAAGUUUGAUGAUAAGGCAGAAUAUUUUGGAUCGUGGAAAAAAUCAUUCUGUGACACUGUGAAGGAGCUGAGCCUCUCAGCAUCAGAGGAAGUGGAUCUGUUGGUUAAGUAUCUGGGACCAGAGUCGACAAAGUCUGCUGUUAGUAUACGUUCAGCAAACUAUUUGGACUUGUCCAAAGCACGUGACCGUAUAUGGGAACGACUACAUGACCGUUAUGCUAGACCGGAAAUGGUUGAAACUUCAAUUAAGCAAAAACUUAUGUAUUUUCCUAAGAUUACAUACAAAGAUCCAAAACAAUUAUAUGAUCUAUUAGACAUUGUUUCAGAAAUUGCAGCCAUUAAAACUUAUGAGCAGUACCGUCCAUUAUUUUCAUACUUCGACUCGUCUGCGGGAGUUAACCCUAUUGUCGCAAAGUUACCCUACCAGUUGCAAGAGAAAUGGUCGACAGAAGCAAACAAGUACAAGGAAUAUCAUUCUUCUUCAUAUCCACCAUUUGAAGUGUUUGAACUAUUCUUAAGAAAAAUUGCACGCAUGAAAAAUGAUCCGUCAUUUAUUUAUGAGGAUACAGGAAUAAACUCAGCUAAGGUGCACAACAUGACAAAACCAAAACAAAGGCAGCACCAAAAUGUUUCAGUACUAAAGACUGAUUUGCCUGUUACGAAAAAUCAACAGUAUACACGGAACACUAGUGACACUGUAUGUCCGUUGCAUAAUACAAAUCACACGUUAAACAAAUGUCGACAGUUUAGAUUAUAGCCGAUAAGGAAACGUCAGGAUUUUUUGAAGAGUAAAGGACUUUGCUUUAGAUGUUGUGGUCAAAAGGGUCACCUAGCCAGAGAU